AGUGGGUUUUGGGAGGGAUGUAAUGUGGGAUUGGUUGCACAUGUAUGUUAGGACGUGUCAAUGUGUGUUAGGAUUAUGUGUAUGUUAGUGCCAACGGGACAUGCUUGAAUGCUGCAGAGCCUCGGAGCCGUGAGAGGCACCUCCACUAGGCUGGGGCACUGAAGUGUAGAGACAACAGUGCCUGGAGCCCAGGACCCGGGUGCCAGUGCAUUGCUGCUUCUCAGACCUGGCAGUCCUGGUUUGCAGCACCACGUGGCCUGAGCUGUGUCUGCUGGGGACAUGCUAAGUAGCAGGGCUGGGAACCCUGAGGGGAGAGGUCGGGUGAUCUCGCCCUCCCAGCCCAGUGCGCGCCUGCGCAGAUGGCCGGCGUCCGUCGUCAUGACAGCACCCGGAGGUUCUGGGUCUUGGAGUGAAAAUAUCCUGCAGUAUUUCCUGCGAAGGAAGGAGAUUGCAGCAGAAGAUGGUGCGGAGGUCACAUGGUAUCAUGCAGCUAACCGCAAGGCACAGCUGGAGGAGGCACUGGGCAGUGCUGUUCUCAUGCUUGAGGCCGAUGUCCUCUUGGCCAGCGAGGGGCCAAGCCACGGACAGCCGGUCAUGGCCCAUCCUCCUGAGACCAGCAGUGACAUUUCCCUCCAGCAGUGGCUCGCGGAGGUGGUGAAAAGCAGUAAAGGCAUCAAGCUGGAUUUCAAGAGCCUGGCAGCCGUGGCCCCAUCCAUGGUGCUCCUGAAGGAGGUGGAGGAGCAGCUGCAGCGGCCCGUGUGGAUCAAUGCCGACGUGCUCGCAGGGCCCAAUGGAGCACAUCCGGCAGUGCAGGCAGGGCCGUUCAUAGACACCGUGACGUCCUUCUUCCCGGAUGUGACCCUGUCUCUGGGCUGGACCACCGGAUGGCACGCUGAGAAGCCCAACGAAGGGUACAGCUGGGCGAUGGUGGAGGCGAUGGAGCUUGUUUGCCGGGAGCUCCAGCAGCCCGUCACCUUCCCAGUGCGUGCGGCCCUCGUCAGGCAGUCCUGCUCUGAGCUCUGCUGGCUGCUAGGGAAAUCCGACAGGUACAGCCUGACUAUUUGGACUGGGAAAAAUGAUAACUAUGUCCUGGAAGAUUUGCUUUAUAUUAGAGAAUAUUUUGAUAAAAGCAAAGUUUUCUAUGACCUCUUGGAGCCCCAAGACCGUGAAUUCAAACAAGCCAUUGGAAUUAAAAUCUCCUAAGAAGAUUUCCCCAGAAUGAUGCCUCUGUUGCUGCUGUUUCCAUUGUCACCUGUUUUCAUCCAUGCAAAUUGUGAUGCUUCAUCCAGUGAAGAAGCACUUUCCAUGCCCGGCAUCUGUCCCCAUAUCACUGCAUGGAAAUAAGGGGCAUGUC
Molecule: messenger RNA, 1354 nt
Organism: Ochotona princeps (American pika)
Lineage: Eukaryota; Metazoa; Chordata; Mammalia; Lagomorpha; Ochotonidae
Gene: FAM151B
Product: family with sequence similarity 151 member B
Exons: 7
Coding region: 280-1203 (307 amino acids)
Source: RefSeq, a predicted model, not a curated record